GAAGUUUCAUCGAAAAUUAAAAUUUUGAGUUUUUGUGGGUGUAACAUUAGAAUAGUUCUGGGGAUAUUGCUGAAAGAAGCUCCAUUCGGAACAUUGGUUGUCGAGGAGCAUCUUGUUAGAGGAACUUUGGAAGUGAAUCAAAACGUUGAGGUAUCUCACGGGAAACAACUUCUGAAGGGCAUAAUUCAGCAUGUGAAAGACUGCAGCACGUAUAACGUUGUGUUCAACGAUGGAGACGAGAAAGUGUUACGCCGUACACAAAUGUGUCUCAAGGGAGCGAGACAUUUCGAUAGUGAAUCAAAUUUGGAUCAAAUGCCGCUAUACAAUCCUGAACAGUUUUGUGCUGCUCCUAAACCGCAAACAAAAACCAAGAAAGCGAAGAAGUUGGUUUUCAAAGUUUCGAUGAUCCUUUCUUCCGCAAUUGUCCUUCAUGACGACGAAUCGAGUGAUGGAGAAGUUGAAGCCGAGAAGGAAGACAAGAAAAAGAAGGACAAGAAGGAAGAAGACGAGAAGAAGGAGGAUACUAAUCGCAAAUCCUCGCAGGCUCAAAAAACGGAAGCCAAUCGUUUAGAGGAAAUCCGUGAGAAGGUUGUUUUCGUCUUCAUAGAAAUCUUUUCAAUCCUCUCUGUGCUAUUUUUAUGA
Molecule: messenger RNA, 642 nt
Organism: Haemonchus placei
Lineage: Eukaryota; Metazoa; Nematoda; Chromadorea; Rhabditida; Trichostrongylidae
Source: the annotation of a GenBank genome assembly